Molecule: messenger RNA, 390 nt
Organism: Neltuma alba
Lineage: Eukaryota; Viridiplantae; Streptophyta; Magnoliopsida; Fabales; Fabaceae
Exons: 1
Coding region: 1-390 (129 amino acids)
Source: RefSeq, a predicted model, not a curated record
AUGAAGACCAUUAACAAUCAACAAGUGCAAAAGAGUCUAAGAGAGUUUGAUGAGGAAGAUAAGAGGCUCAUGCUGUUAAACAAUAAAGCCAUUAACAUGUUGACCUGUGCGUUAAGACAAAGAGAGUACUUCCAGGUCUCAAGCCUAGAAACAGCUAAAGAAAUAUGGGAGACUCUAGAGAUUGCUCAUAAAGGUACAAUCAGAGUGAAACAGAGCAGAAUAAACACUCUCACCACAGAAUUCAAGCUUUUCAAAAUGAAAGACAGAGAAAGCAUUCAGGACAUGGAAGUGAGGUUCUCACAUCUUAUCAACCACUUCACUGCCCUCGGAAAGAAAUACAAUCACGAAGAUCAAGUAAGGAAGAUUCUUGGUAGACUCACCAACGAGUAG